Messenger RNA from Ochotona princeps (American pika), 2810 nucleotides. It is a transcript of the gene FAM131B, whose product is annotated as family with sequence similarity 131 member B. Lineage: Eukaryota; Metazoa; Chordata; Mammalia; Lagomorpha; Ochotonidae. The transcript has 7 exons. Bases 123 to 1208 code for a protein of 361 amino acids. The record is from RefSeq and is a predicted model, not a curated record.
GCGGAGCUGAGUGGAGACAGCCGCGGCGCUGCAGAGCGGCUGGGGCGGCGGCGCGGCUCCCGGUGCUCCCCCCGGCGCGCGCCCCCAGUCGGUGAGGGCCCGGCCCGGAGGCCCCCGGAGCCAUGGGCUGCAUCGGCUCGCGGACUGUGGGAAACGAGGUGAUCGCAGUGGAUUGGAAGGGCCUCAAGGAUGUUGACCAAAUCAACAUGGACAGUACCAGCUCUCUGCACGGAAGCAGCCUCCAUCGGCCAUCUACAGAGCAAACGCGAACUGAUUUCUCCUGGGAUGGCAUCAAUCUCUCCAUGGAGGACACCACUUCUAUUCUUCCGAAGCUUAAGCGAAACUCUAAUGCCUAUGGCAUUGGGGCCCUGGCUAAAUCAUCAUUCUCAGGGAUCUCGCGCAGCAUGAAGGACCACGUGACAAAGCCCACAGCCAUGGGACAAGGUCGGGUAGCCCACAUGAUUGAGUGGCAGGGCUGGGGGAAGGCACCAGCCAUUCAGCCACAACACAGCCAUGAGGCAGUGCGCAGGGAUACCGACGCCUACUCUGACCUCAGUGAUGGCGAGAAGGAAGCCCGUUUUCUGGCAGGUGUCAUGGAACAAUUUGCUAUCUCUGAGGCCACGCUUAUGGCCUGGUCUUCCAUGGAUGGCGAGGACAUGAGUGUCAACUCUACCCAGGAGCCACUGGGCUGCAAUUACAGUGACAACUACCAGGAGUUGAUGGAGAGUCAGGAUGGCCUUGCUCAAGCCCCCAUGGAUGGCUGGCCUCACUCCUAUGUGUCCCAGGGCAUGUACUGUUUGGGGUCAUCGGAUGCCUGGGAAGCAAGCGACCAGUCCCUUAUUGCCUCUCCAGCUACAGGAUCCUAUCUUGGCCCUGCAUUUGAUGACUCACAGCCCAGCUUGCAUGAUAUGGGGCCUUCCCACACUGCUUCGGCAUACUCUGCUCAGGAGCCUCCACCUUUGUUGGGGGAAGAAACUGACUGGGCUCCAGGGGUGGACGGGGUGGACCUGGCAAGGGGCUCUGCCGAGGAGGAGGAGAGGAGGCCAUUAGCCCCCGAGGAGGAAGAGGAUGCAGGAUGCCGGGACCUGGAGUCUCUUUCCCCACGAGAAGACCCCGAGCUGACCACCGCUCUCAGUCGGAAGGUGUCUGAUGUCACAUCCUCAGGUGUGCAGUCCUUCGAUGAGGAGGAGGGUGAGGCCAACAACUAGCUUCUUCUCACUGCACUCCUGCCUGAGGGGCAUGGCUACAACACAUACCCUCCCAUCCCCCAGCAGCACAGCUGAAUCUGGGCAGAAGACAGCGGGGAACCUGGGAGCUUCCAGUUCUCUCCCAGAAACAGAAGAUCGGAAUUGGGUUUCAUCCAGGCUUACACUCUGGAAACCACGGUGGGAAGCCAGGUGACUAGAAGGCUGUGGACUUGGUAUGAUGACCAUGGGAGAAGGGUCCCCGGCCAGAGGCUUCCAGGUCUGUGCCCAUAAAGCCUGCAGAGUGUACAGUCUAAGGACCAGGGCACAGAGCGGCUGUGCUGGAGACUGAAUCUCAGUUCUUCACUCCCUGAUUUCGUCUUCCAGGAGCCUUGGCUGUACUGUAUGAAUGUCUCUUUUCCAUUUCACUCUUGCUUUUCCUGUCUCCUCUGGCUGCGGCCCCUACCCACUUCUACUGCAAGAAGCAGACCUCAAGGGCUGCUAGCCAUGGGCCUACCGGGCAUGCCUGCUAAGUAUGGCACUUCUAAUUGAGCUUGUAAGAUCAGUUGUUCAGGAGAAGGUGGAUGUGGCUCCUGGGGUUUAUUGGGAGCACAAGUGUGAUUCCUACGUCAAGGGCUGCUCAGAGACAAGAGGGUCACAGACAAGACCAAGAACAAAUGUGGCUGGAAGGAGGAUCUGAAGGAUCUGGGAAAAGACUCAUCUGGGGCUGGCGGCUCCAGUUUUGCUCCUUUUAUGCCUUCCUCUGUCUCCUGCUUCAGGAUCUUUGGCCCAGAGGAGAGUGAGGGGGAUACUGGUCUCAGAUAUGUUGACACAGGUUGCAGGUGUCCAGCCAGUGGCGGGGAACUUGGGGGCUGUGUCUACCCCCUAACCACCCCUAAUUCUCUGGAGCUGUUUACACUUUUCUCUUUGCCUUUUUUACAUUUUUAUAACUUAUUGGGACUCAGGGUUGAGCAGGGUGGAGGGAGGAGUCUGGUGCUGUCACUCCCUAUGCUAUGUUGGGUUGGUGGCUAAAGGCCAGGUCCGCACUUAGCUCCUUUUGCCCCUCUGCCAGCUCCUCCCAGGACUCCUGAGAUGCCCUCCAAGGUGUCUCUCUCCCCUCCCCAAGCUGCCUGUUGUAGGACAGAAGGGGAGUCGGUGCAUUCUUCCUUCCAGGGUGGUUUACUGUGAGGGACAAGCUUGCCUGCUCACACUAUUUCCAGUCUUGGGGGAUGGGGAGCAUUGAUCAUUAUGGGAGGUCUGUACUGCCAUGAGAGCACAUGAUGUCGGGGAUGGGUCGGGGGAGGCAACUGGCAAAUACCUCACCUUCUCUGAGUGGUAACCCUGGUUCCUGGCAUAGGCAGCAUCUGGGGUAGGAGAGAAGCCUGAAAGGCUCAUUGUCCUGGUUCCUUGUGCCCAUAUAAGGUUCCAGCAUCCUGCCCAUGUGCUGAUCCUCUGUUGAGAGGGGAGCACAGUCGUCCCCUGGGCCCAAACUAUCCUUCACCCUCAAGCCCGACUGUGACUGCUUUGGAAUUAUGGAGAUUGGGAGUUGGGGGAUUUCUGUCCAUCCAUGACCCUGUCCUUCCAUCAAGUCCGUACUCUUAUGAACUUAUGGGCAGGGAUCCUGUG